Molecule: messenger RNA, 600 nt
Organism: Ostreobium quekettii
Lineage: Eukaryota; Viridiplantae; Chlorophyta; Ulvophyceae; Bryopsidales; Ostreobiaceae
Source: the annotation of a GenBank genome assembly
AUGAUCCUGCACAGGGAGGCAUACAUCAACAGGGGCAUCUCCAGUUUGGUCCUGGUCUGCGUGGGUGUUGUGAAUGUCAUCAUCGGCCUGACGCCCCUUGUGGACAACUGGUGUGCUCUUGGCGGGCUGGUGUGUGGCACUCUUACAGGAGCGGCCAUCAUAUUGGGGCGCAGACAUGGUGCAGGUGCAGCCAUGGGUGGCGCGGCUGCCCUUGCCCUUCAGAUUCUCCUCAGCAUCUUAGUCAUUGCCAUGAUGGUGACGGCAACUAUCGGGCUACUGGUCAAGUUCGAUGGGCACGCUGCCUGCGGGUGGUGCCGAUCGCUCACGUGCUUCGACACGAUGUGGUGGAACUGCGAAUCGGCGGCCGUGGCCCCACACCACUGCGUUCUCAGCUUCGGUGGCAAUGACACGGCCGCCAUCACAUGCCCAUCGGGCGACACCACCGACGUCGAGAACCUUCGGCCCACUCAGGAGUUUCUGGAGGCCCAUUGCGAAGCCAUCUGCGCCUUAGCUACCGGCCCGCCCGCGGAUGGCUCCUCUGCAUUUGUACCAACGAUGGAAGUUAAUGACGGGUUCACGGCAGUUGACAACAAUUCAUAA